Molecule: messenger RNA, 1434 nt
Organism: Clonostachys rhizophaga
Lineage: Eukaryota; Fungi; Ascomycota; Sordariomycetes; Hypocreales; Bionectriaceae
Source: the annotation of a GenBank genome assembly
AUGGUUAACUCAUUUGUAGCAACCGCUCAGUGUUGCUUGGCUUUAUCGUCUCUACUUACGGGAAAGGUUUCCUUCCCCGGUACUGACACCUACGACUCGUCUCUGGCUUCCUAUUUCGCGGCACAAGAAGCUUCAACCCACCCGCAAUGUAUUGUUUCGCCCCAGACAGCAGCUGAGGUGGCCUCUGCGGUCCAGCUGUUGACCACAGGUCUGAAUCGGAAAUGCAAGUUUGCUGUUCGCUCGGGAGGUCACAGUAGCCAGCCUGAGGCCGCGAAUAUCCAGGACGGCAUCACCAUUGAUCUCAGGGGCCUUAACUCCAUCGAUGUUAACGAGGGAAAGACUGUUGUAUCCGUUGGGGUCGGAAACUCGUGGGAUCUCGUAUACGCCAAGCUCGACUCAAUGGGCCUCAGCGUUGCUGGAGGACGAAGCGCAGGAGUCGGCGUUGGUGGACUUAGUGUUGGAGGGGGCAUCUCAUACUUCAGCACCCGCUAUGGAUGGACAGUCGAUACCAUCAUCAACUAUGAACUGGUCCUGGCCAAUGGAACCAUCGUCAAUGCAAACGAGAGAGAAAAUCCAGACCUUCUGUGGGCAUUACGAGGUGGCGGUAACAGCUUUGGAAUUGUUACACGAAUCGACAUUUCAGCAUUCCAGCAGGGUCCCUUUUGGGGAGGAAUCAUCUACCUACCUGCUUCCAAUGUCGAGACUCACGCCCGAGAAUUCGUCAACAUCAACAACGCGGAUAACUACGACCCCUAUUCACAUAUCAUGCUCACUUGGGCGUACUCUAAAGAGAGUGGACCUCUGAUUUUGAACUUUCUGGAGUACACCAAAGAGGGUGUCCAGAGUCCAGAGGAGUUCAAGGCACUGUCUGAGCUUCCUUCUUUGUACAGCACUAUGCGAACUUCAAAUGUGUCAGAUUUUGCUUUGGAGAUGAAAGGAUCUCAGGCACAAGUCCAAAGAAGGCUCUGGGCUACGAAUACGCUCGUGGCUACCGAAGAAACGGUCAAGGCUACGUACACUCGUUUCAAUGAGAGUCUCAAGUCUGUCGAGGGCAUUGAGGGCUUGACUUGGUCAUACACACUCGAGCCGCUUCCACCAGCAACCUACUCCCGCCAUGCAGAUGCAAACCCUCUAGGACUGGGUAACAGGCACGCGGCUCUUUUUAUGGGGCUGUUUACCGCAGGUUGGAGUCAGCCAACUGACGAUGCCAAAGUCAAGAGUGCAGUCGACUCAGUUAUGGAGGCAAUGGAGAAAGAUGCAAGAGCACUGGGAUCCUGGGACCCAUUCGUCUACUACAACUACGCCGGACCAUCACAGGAUCCCGUGAAAAGUUACGGAGAGGAGAACGUUAAGCGUCUGCGCAGCAUCGCUAAGAAGGUCGAUCCUUGCCAGGUUUUCACUAAGCAGGUCCCGGGAGGUUUUAAGCUUAAGUAA